CGCCUUACCUCCCCGGGUUUCACUUUUCAAGAUGGCCGCCGCAUCAGCCCGGGGUGUCUCCGCGCUCCGUCGCUGCUGCCUCCUGGGACUCCCGGUUUGAUCAUCUCGACGUCGCUCCUGCUCAACGCCUGCAGCCGUUUGUGUCUCCCGCUAGGACUCUCCUAAGGUUAUCGUCACUCCAUACCAAGACUGGUGGACUUUGGUGAGGUUGGCUUGAGAGGAGCUUGGUGUGUGCUAUGGUGAGCCAGCCUCCGGGCAGCGCCAGCCUCCUUUCCUCCCUCCAGGACCAAGGAUAAUCCUCUAUGGAUAUACAGUCAUCAUGGUGAAGCUGGCUAAUCCUUUGUAUACGCAAUGGAUCCUGGAGGCCAUCAGGAAGGUGAAGAAACAGAAGCAGCGCCCCUCGGAGGAGCGCGUCUGCAACGCCGUGUCCACUUCGCACGGCCUGGAUCGCCACACUGUCUUGGAGCAGCUGGAGCUCAGUGUUAAAGAUGGAACAGUACUUAAGGUUACCAACAAGGGGCAGAACUCCUACAAAGACCCUGAUAACCCAGGCCGCCUGGCACUACCUAAGACUGUCAGGAACUCGGGGCGGCCCGAGGGUUUGGACUGGCAGUGGCUCUUGAGGAAGGCACUAGAGGGUCUCUCCGAGCCUGGGGGCUCUUCUCUGAAGAGCAUUGAACGCUUUCUGCGUAGUCAGAGGGAUGUGGUGGCAACCUAUGGGGGCAAUACAAGUCCAACUUCAGCUUUCCACCAGCAGUUACGACUUGCUAUCAAGCGGGCUCUGGGCCAUGGGAGAAUUAUAAAGGAGGGCGCUUUUUACUUGCUGAAUUCCAAGCUAAUGGAGGUCAAACUAGGAUGGGAAUCAUUGGCCUCGCUGCCGCCAGUGUGUUUACUGCCUCAUGAAAAAGACAAGCCGGUCGCUGAGCCCAUCCCAAUAUGCAGUUUUUGUCUAGGAACAAAAGAGCAUAAUCGAGAAAAGAAACCAGAGGAACUCAUAUCAUGUGCGGACUGCGGAAACAGCGGUCACCCGUCCUGUCUCAAGUUCUCUCCAGAGCUGACAAUACGUGUUAAAGCCCUGCGCUGGCAGUGUAUUGAAUGCAAGACCUGCAGUUCGUGCCGAGAUCAGGGCAAAAAUGCUGACAAUAUGCUAUUCUGUGACUCGUGUGACCGAGGGUUUCACAUGGAAUGCUGUGAGCCGCCUCUUACAAGAAUGCCGAAAGGCAUGUGGAUAUGUCAGAUUUGUCGACCUCGGAAGAAAGGUAGAAAGUUACUUCACAAGAAGGCCGCGCAGAUCCGCCGACGUUACACUAACCCCAUAGGGCGCCCCAAGAAUCGUUUAAAGAAACAAAGUGCAACGACUAAAAACCCUUUUGGAAAAGGCCGUGGCAGCCAAGGCAGAGGGAGGAAGCGCAAGAUGUCGUCUUGUACGUCCUCGUCAUCAGACGAAGAUGGCAGGAGCUCCGAGCCCUCGCAUCGCUCCUCCGGUGCCCUUCCGUUCAACAAGAAGACAAAAGGUCUUAUCGAUGGGCUGACAAAGUUCUUCACCCCCUCUCCUGAUGGACGCAAGGCACGGCCAGAAUCCUUGGACUACUCCUUACAGCGUUCACGCAAGAGAGGACCACGGAAGUCCGGACAGGCAGAUUGGGACAAUCACGACGGUUGGGAUAACAGAGGGGAUGGGGAUGAUCAUUUAGCAAUGGUUUCAGAUAAAGAAAUAGAGCUCUUUGAAGACAUCCAGCAGCAGGCACUGCAGAAAGUUGGUGUCAAUGGCCCCCCGGACCCACAGGUUCGCUGCCCGUCAGUCAUAGAAUUUGGAAAAUAUGAAAUUCAAACAUGGUACUCCUCUCCAUAUCCACAAGAGUACACAAGGCUUCCCAAGUUGUACCUAUGUGAAUUUUGCCUCCGUUACAUGAAAAGUCAAACCAUGCUGCAACAGCACAAGAAAAAAUGUGGCUGGUUCCAUCCGCCUGCCAACGAAAUCUACCGCAAGGACCACCUUUCCGUCUUUGAGGUGGAUGGAAAAGUGAGCACCAUCUACUGCCAAAAUCUCUGUCUUCUGGCCAAGCUCUUCCUGGACCACAAGACCCUGUAUUACGACGUCGAGCCCUUCCUCUUCUACGUGCUAACGCAGAAUGACGCUAAAGGAUGUCACCUGGUCGGCUAUUUCUCCAAAGAGAAGCACUGCCAGCAAAAGUACAACGUGUCCUGCAUCAUGAUCCUUCCGCAAUACCAGAGAAAAGGAUACGGCCGCUUCCUCAUAGACUUCAGUUAUCUUCUGUCUAAACGAGAAGGCCAAGCCGGGUCUCCCGAGAAACCACUGUCUGAUCUUGGCCGACUGUCGUAUAUGGCUUAUUGGAAGAGCGUGGUGCUGGAGUGUUUGCACCACAACCGGGAGCAGCAGCUGAGCAUCAAUAAACUCACCAAACUGACGGGCAUUUGUCCUCAGGACAUCGCUGCCACGCUGCAGCAGUUGCACAUGCUGGAAUUGCGAGGGGACCGCAUUGUGCUGGUGCGACGAGAUCAGCAGAUCGACGCACAUAUGAACAAACUACAAGCCCGGCCACGGCAAGUGGAGGUAGAUCCAGAAGCUCUGAGGUGGACCCCAGUCAUUGUCAGCAACUCUGUCGUUUCUGAUGCUGAAGUGGAAUCCGACGAGGAGGAAGAGGAGACAGAAAGGCAACCAAUCAAUAACAGCAAUCAGCCAGUGUUGAGAAGUAUGACCUUAGAAUACAAGGAAAGAGAAGCAUGUCACACGCUGGAGAAAGAGAAGAGCCCACCAAGCUGUCCUCUCAGUCCGUUAUCUUCAGAGCCCUGCUUCCCACACCCCCGUCAGUUCCAAGACUUAAUAUGCAGUUUGCCGGCUAACAAUCGACCAGCAGGUAGAGGGCGACGAGGGAGACGUGGAAGAAGGGGACGAGCAUCCAACCGAAGCGCUGACCUGUUGCGGUUACUGGCGAGGGAAGCCCCGGGACCUCCUAGACGGACUGGUGAACGUGGCCGCUCCGGCUCUCGCAGGGGGAGGCUGAAAAGGCUGGCAGAUUCUGUGCUGCGAAGGGACUUCUUGGAACAUCAGCAAAGGCUUUCCCAGCGCUACGAGACAGAGCGCCCUCAGCUCAGACGGUUCAGCGAGAGCAGCGAGGAAGAGGAGGAUGAGGAAGAAGAGGCUCACAGUCUACGUUCUGACUCCCCACCAAUACUGACCAAACCCACACUAAAACGGAAGAAACCUGGACCUCAUCGCAGGAGACGUGUGAGGAGGCGCAAGCACCAUCACAACAGCAGUGUUGUUACAGAAACCAUUUCUGAGACCACCCAAGUUUUGGAUGAGCCAUUUGAUGACUCUGACUCAGAGCGUCCGAUGCCAAGACUGGAGCCAGAAGAAGAAAGCAAUGGCCGUGGUGGCCCUUUACCACCAGAUUACUUCCCCUACCUCACACCACACACCCUGCUAAGACGAAACCGCCCAUUAGGCAAAAGGAGAUCCAUCAGUCAACAGUUACAAUUGUCGUCAGUACAACCGCCUGCUGCAAACCUGAGGUCUGUAGAAGAAGCAGUUACUUUGCCGGAUCCUAAUCCUCCUCCUCCUGUAAAGAAGAAAGGAUGGCCGAAGGGCAAAAGCAGGAAACCUCUCCAUUGGAAGAAGCGACCUGGACGUAAACCAGGAUUUAAGCUGAAGCGGGAUCCACCACCAGAACCAGAGCCUACACCACCUGCUCCUUCCAGACCAGGACGCAAGCCCAGGAUUAGGGAAGAAGAACCACCUCCUGCAGAAGAUAAGGUCCCUGAAGUAAAGGAACCUGAGGAGGAGGAAGAGGCACCAGUGGAAGAUAAAAAAGCUAGUGAAGAAGAGGAGCCAGCCAUUGCUACUGUGCAGCCAGCAUCGCCAUCUGAAAGCAGCAGUAGCAGUACCAGUGGCAGUGAUAUUUCCUCCCGGGAAGCUGAAAACCAUCCGGCAUCUCCAGAACCACAGAGGGACACCAUUGAAGAGCCCCAACCUAUUGCUGAGGAAGCAGAGCCGGAAGAGGAGGAGGAAGAGAGGGUGGUUGAUGAAAAGGAACCCAUAGUUGUACCAGCAUCUAACCAACAGGAAGAUCAUGAUGCAGAUGAUGAGGAUGAAGGGACAAAAGAGGCAGAUGAAAGGGAAACGUUACCACAGGAUCCUGUGCAUGAGGAACCUGAACAACAAGAACCUAGUUUGGGAAGUAGUGAAGAAGAGGAGAAGGCGGAUGGUGAGCAGGAACCAACCGAGAGCAAUGAUCAGCCUUCAUGUUUAGAAGAGGAAGAGAACAGCCCAGAAAAGAUAGAAGAGGAACCCAAAGAAGAAGAGGAAGAGGAGGAAGAGUACGGUGAAGAGGAAAACCCCCACACAGAGCUCGAUUUAGAGACUGUACAGGCAGUGCAAUCACUGACACAGGAAGAAGGGAGUGAGCGUGAUGAUGGGACCUAUGGGGAUUGUGAGGAUGAGACUCAUGCAGCUUGCCAGACUUUGCAGAGUUUUACACAGGCUGAUGAAGAUCCGCCGCUGGGUUUGUCCGACGAGUGCCAUCCCUCAGCACAUGACAGUCCAAUCUCCUCUGUUCACUCACACCCUAGCCAGUCUGUGCGGUCAGCAAGCAGCCCAAGUGUGCCUCCAGCUCUGGAGACUAAUGGAACAGGCGGGUACCCUCAAAUCAGCCCAGAUGCAGGCUCCCUCUCUGCUCCGUCUAUGCAGAAUCUGGAAACGACCAGUCCAAUGAUGGAUGUGCCCUCCGUGUCGGACCAUUCACAGCAAGUGGUGGAUAGCGGCUUUAGUGACUUGGGCAGUAUUGAGAGCACAACUGAAAACUAUGAAAAUCCCAGCAGUUAUGACUCCAGCAUGGGGGGCGGCAGCAUUUCCUCACAAAGCAGCUGUUCAUAUGCCAGUAGUGGAAACGGCAGCGGAGCAGGGGGGCUGCAGUCUUCUGCCAGCUUGGCGCAGAACGGUUGUGCCGUGAGCCAGCAAAUGGCUGGAAUGGCAAGCAUGUUGCAGACAACCCAGGCUUGUAGCAUAAAGUCUCCCCAGAGUUGUGCCUCAGAACGUCCUCCUAGCAGCAGCAGCAGCAGCAGUAACAACCAGCCGCCGCCACCUCCCCCUCCACCACCACCAUUGCCCCCGCAGCAGCCUCAGCCGCCACCACAGCAACAGCCCCCAAUGUCACAAUGCAGCAUGAACAACAGCUUUGGCCCCGGACCAAUGAUCAUGGAAAUACCAGACCAGAACAAUGGCAGCAAUCUCAGCAUCUACCCAGGGGAUUUUGGGGCUGGUGGCUAUUCGCAGCCCUCAGCCACUUUUAGCCUGGCAAAGUUGCAGCAGCUUACCAACACUAUCAUGGACACUCAUCCUAUGCCUUACAGCCACGCUCAGGCCGUCACCUCCUAUGCAAACAGCGUGUCCCUUUCAAAUUCGGGCCUGUCCCAGCUCACUUCUUCACACCCUUUGGCAGGGGGAUCCCAAGCACAAGCCACCAUGACCCCACCUCCUUCUAUGAACCUACUACCGUGUAAUAUGUCGGCAGGCAACCUUGGCAUCUCCCACAGCCAGCGUAUGCAGAGUCAGAUGCCUGUCAAGGGGCAUAUCUCUAUCCGCUCUAAAUCUGCACCACUUCCUGCUGCCCCAUCCCCUCACCAGCAGCAGUUGUAUGGGCGUAGCACGCCAGGUAUGCAGCCUGCCUCUCGGGCACUCGCCGUCCAGCGGAGCAUGAACAUGGGAGUCAAUCUUAUGCCCACCUCACCGUAUAAUGUCAACACCAUGAACACAUUGAAUGCCAUGGGUGGCUACCGCAUGUCCCAACCUAUGGUCAACAGUUCUUAUCAUAGCAACGCGGCCUAUAUGAACCAGACAACACAGUACCCCAUGCAGGUUGGCAUGGGCAUGAUGGGUGCCCAGGCCUAUACCCAACAACCUAUGCAGCCGAACCCCCAUGGAAAUAUGAUGUACACACCUCCUACUCACCACUCCUAUAUGAAUUCCCCUCCUGUCCCCAAACAGACUCUUAACUCCCCCUAUAUGAGGAGAUGAGGGGGGCAUCGGAACUACCCCAAAAGUUGUCCUCUUGCAGACUAUAAAUACGGCCUUUUAUACUGACAGGACUUUUAUCCCCUGUUCCUUAUAUCCCUUUGCUGUAGAUUUAAUAUUAUGUUUUUUAUUGUUAUUUUAUUUCCCCUUCCCCCUUGCAAAAAAAAAUAUCAUUUCGAGGGUUUUUGUUCCUGUUUUUCUCUCCAUUUUCGUGUUCACUCUCCAGUUUAUAUGAAAGAGUCGGUGGAUUAUUUAUUUUUUAUUUUAAUCCCUUCCCCCUUUUUUUUUUUUUUUUUUUUUUUUUUUUAAGAUAAUGCAAAGAAAAGACAAAAAAAAAAUGCAGGCAAAACGGUUGUAGCGGAAAAGCGCACGGAAAUAGGAAGAUGACAAAUCUCAUUUUUAGAAAUCAAAUUUAAAAGUAAAAAAAAAAAUAUAAAAAAAAUACAAAGACAAAAAAAAAUGUAACCCUGUAGCCUUAUUCCGCCGGGCUUUCACUGAGCCACGGCAACUGUACACAUUAACCGUGCGUCCGCUACUUUUUUUUUUUUUUUUUUUUUUGUGUUUUGUUUGCAUUCAUUUCCAGUCUCUAGGAUGAGGGUUGAAGGGAGAUUUAAUUUUUUUUUUUUUUUUGAGAGCUGAUAAAGGGGGAAAUACUUAGAUUCCUUGUCUCCUGCCAUGGUAAAGUACAGAUAGAGGAGGCCAUUGAGCCAUAUACAAGCUAUGGUACGUAGCAUAAGGAGUUGCUCUGUGCCACACACCUGCUACACCGUAUAGCUUGUACACUUUUCAGAGUAUACCCUCUGUUGGCCUAAUCCCCCUCUUUUGUGUACCACUUGGGCUCAUUUACCUCUCAUCCCUAUAAUAAGCACUUAUUGCCGCAGAUGCAUAGGAAAAAUUUGUCGAUUGUUAUCAGACCGAUUUUCAUUUGACUGCCCGUGUAGCUUGAGUAGUUGACGCCAGAAUCGCCACAUCAGUCACCCCCCCCCCCUCCCAUUUGUCUCUUACCGCCAGCGCUGAUCACAUCGUGUUCAGGUACAAAACCCUGUGCUUAAUAUAUCUUUAUGGUGGCCAGAGCGCAGUUUGUCUAUGCAGAGGAUUGAUUUGGAGCUCUGUCAGAAAUUCAGUGAUAAAAUUCUGCCUGCCGUCACCACUAGGUGGAGCUCACAAGCUACUUUGUGAGCUGCCAGGCUUCCUCUAGUGGUGACUGCAGGCAUCAUGGGGUUUGUCAUUCACAGCUAUAUCUAUGCAGGGGUUUUUGAAGCUGUGGCCACCAUGCAGGGUAUAUUAAGAAAUCGGCAAAUAAUUUUUUUGGAACUAUUUUUAGGUUGGGUGUAAAGUUUGAUGGCUCCUUGAUCCAUAGAUGCUGUUCAGUCUCUGAUACUAUGUCAUUCCGUACAUGCACGCCCUCGUGUACCGUGGUGGAAGUUGAUCACUACAGAGAUAACCUUAGUGUGAAAUGGUAGAAACUAUUUUUUCAUACUUUAUAUAUAAUUUUUUUUCUUCUUCCCAUCGUUUAGAUGCAAGACCCUCCCCUUCAUGUAUAUAUUGUGAUUAUAUAUUGUCACUGUUUUCUCGAGCCGGAUUCUUUUCAAAGGGCAAGGUUCACAUUUUAAUCCAUCUCCCUUUCCCAUAUAGGAUAAAGGGAGGAGGGAUUAUUACUAUGUAGUAUGGUGAUGCUGUUGACAUCGGUGCUGAUUUGUGCCUUGUCAUAGCCAUAAUGUGUGCCUGCCCCCUGUAACGCCCGCAGAUGUGACGUGACAGCGGCCGGCCGAACCCACGUCCUCACAAGACCAGUGCCUCCAUACAGACGCUUUAUGUUCCCACUGUAAUACUCAUCUCCUCCGCUUCCGUUCUCUUUACUCCCCCCCUCGCUCAUUCUCAUCCCUGGCAAUGCCGUCUUAGAUAGAUGCGUCAGGCUUAUGUAGGAAUACAUAAAAAUAUGAUCACGUUUUCAAAAGUUGUUCAGUUCCUUUUUGCCUGCACGAAGAUCAAGACAUAGACAGAGACCUCAGUCACUUUUCUGGUUCGACGGGGUAAAAGCACUAAGACUGGUGGUAAAGACCGGGUAAAAUUGGCGCCACAGGUAUUACAUGGCAGCUGAAAUGUAAAAAAAUUAUACAUUUUAUCUGUGCGCGCCAGCAUAAUGGGUCGCACUGCGGUAUUUCUGCCAAUCUUUGGUUGGAGGAGGUUAUUGGCCAAAUUUGCCAUCCGGUCGUUUGGCAUUUGCCUUUGUGACUAUUAGGAUGGUCAUGGACGCAGGAUAGUGUUUUCACUUCUGAUAGGCCUUUUUCAGUUUGUCUAACUUGCAUGGAGUAACACGUGCCGCUUAUCUCCAGGGAAUCGGUUAUAUGGGGGUCCUUACUUUUCCCUGCAGCCAGUCUUUUGAAGUAGGAUUUGCUACCCUCCCCAUAGAUGUUAGAUUGCCAGUGGAUUCAAUGGGCAGCAAAGAUCACCAGCAUAAAGGAAGUAUUGCCAUCAUAUUGGGGCUAGGAUAUGCCAUCACUUCAUGAUCAGUGAGGGUCCAGCCUGUGGGACACCCUUCGAUCACCUGCAGAAUUCCUUUGUGGCCCCUUUUGUUCUAAGGGGGUUGUCGGACUGCACCAUCAGAAAGUGAGGGCAUUCCCUAGCCUAGCUGAUACCCAUUCAAUGCGUGUUGGUGGAGCCCACCAGUGCCAGCAGGAGCCACCAACUAAACGUAGGAUCAGGCAUACUAAAUGUCAACUUUUUUUUUUUUUUUUUUUAAGUUCCUGGGAGAUAAGUGUCUUCAAAUGUGUCUAGCAGCCACUGAUCUCCAUCUCCUUAUGCGCAUGGUUAUGGUGUCCAGCUGACGGCCCGCAGGAAGUAGUACUUGUGCCCGACCAUAGGAUGAGGUCGCCUUGGCACAAUCGGUUUGUACAUAAGUUCUACAAGGAGCAGUAUUUAUAGAGUCAAGGACGCAGCCGCCAUGAGAUGGUCGUCUGUUGUGUGGCACCGUGACGCAUUCGUCCUCCACCCGUGCAUACUAGCGCUCUCCGUUCCCGUGACUUCUCGACACUGUGACUCCCUGCUGGAUAGCACUCUUUAAGGAAGGCAGUCAGUCCAUAAGACCUGUACACAGACUCGUGUCUCUUCUCCUCUACAUUUCUAGGGUUUUAAUAACAGCUGUUUCUUAAAUGGGUUUCUCCUCCUGCCUCAUAUUGUAAUUGUAUUAUUAUGAUUAUUAUUAUUAUUUUUUUAUUUUCCUUUCCUCCGGCCUUUUCUUGACGUUGUGGGGUUUGAACGGCCCCGUCUGGUUUGUAUGUAAUAAGACUUUCACCCCAAGUCCCCGGUUUCCCCCCCUCUCCCUCCUUUCUAGUAAGUGCUUUCAGAAAAAAAACUGUACAUUUUAACGUUAAAAAAAAUAAAUUAUGUUGAGACAUUUUG
Molecule: messenger RNA, 9436 nt
Organism: Bufo gargarizans (Asiatic toad)
Lineage: Eukaryota; Metazoa; Chordata; Amphibia; Anura; Bufonidae
Gene: KAT6A
Product: lysine acetyltransferase 6A
Exons: 17
Coding region: 320-6037 (1905 amino acids)
Biological process (GO): nucleosome assembly; regulation of DNA-templated transcription
Cellular component (GO): MOZ/MORF histone acetyltransferase complex; nucleosome
Molecular function (GO): DNA binding; histone acetyltransferase activity
Source: RefSeq, a predicted model, not a curated record